Molecule: messenger RNA, 321 nt
Organism: Rangifer tarandus platyrhynchus (Svalbard reindeer)
Lineage: Eukaryota; Metazoa; Chordata; Mammalia; Artiodactyla; Cervidae
Source: the annotation of a GenBank genome assembly
AUGACAGGUUUGCUCAAACCGUCCUCUGCUGUGAAAUCGGACAGGUGUGAGGGACUGGGGUUCUGUCAGUUCUCAAAGCCCGCGCCUGGGCCAGGUUAUGAAGUCUCUCAGAACCUUAGUUUUUGCGUCUGUAAAGUGGAAAAAAUCCUCCUGGUCUCCUGGGAUGGUUGGGUGUCACUGCUAGUGCAGAGCUGGCGGCUCGGUGAAGGGAUCCCAGGCUACCGGGAGGGAUUCCGCUCGCCCUGUGCUGCGGCCCCUGGUGCACCCAGCGGCCGGAGGGGUUGCUCAUUUAAAAUAGCCGCAAGGGAAAAACCUUGUUAA